Molecule: messenger RNA, 3619 nt
Organism: Teleopsis dalmanni
Lineage: Eukaryota; Metazoa; Arthropoda; Insecta; Diptera; Diopsidae
Exons: 4
Coding region: 452-3238 (928 amino acids)
Source: RefSeq, a predicted model, not a curated record
ACUACAUAUAAUACAUUUUUUUGAUAUCCAAGAAAUAGAAUCUGUAUUGUCUGUACCGAAGCUGUUGUCUAAGCCUGAAUUUUGAUUAUAAGAUAAUUAAAGAUUACUUUAUUGAUUUUUAUUAUAUUUCCAAUUGUUUUUCUAAUUUGGUGUGUUGGUGCCCAGUGGAUUUUCCUGUCCUGUCAAUAAAUUGUGUAAAUACAUAAUUACUGAGGGUGGUUGCCUAAAUUCUGUAGGUAUAGCAUAAAGUCUAGCUUUUCUAAACAUUUCCUUUGCUUGUGCGUCAGUCAACGGCUUCUUCUUUUUCUGUACUUUUUUUGUUCCUCUUGGACAAAAUUUACAUUUUCUUAAUAUUUUCCAUCUACAUAACCUGUCCAUUAUUGAAGGACGAACAUUUUUCGAACAAUAUUUGAAUCUCUUGAAAAUUCCAUAUGAACAUAAUCUGUCCUUUAUGGAAGGACGAACAUAUUUCGAACAAUAUUUGAAUCUCUUGCAAACUCGGUAUGCACAUAAUCUGUCCUUUAUGGAAGGCCGAACUGGUUUUAUUUUAUUUGGACAAUAUUUUAAUUUAUUGAUCAAUCUGCAUGCGCAUAAUCUGUCCUUUAUGGAAGGACGAGCAGAUUUCGAACAAUAUUUGAAUCUUUGGCAAACUCCGUAUGCACAUAAUCUGUCCUUCAUGGAAGGACGAACAUAUUUCGAACAAUAUUUCAAACUAUUGAAAAUUUUCCAUUUACAUAAUCUCUCCUUUAUGGAAGGACGACUCGAACAAUAUUUCAAUCUCUUGCAAACUUCGUAUGCACAUAAUCUGUCCUUUAUGGAAGGACGAGCAUAUUUCGCACAAUAUUUUAAUCUCUUGCAAACUCCGCAUGCGCAUAAUCUCUCCUUUAUGGAAGGACGACUGGAACAAUAUUUCAAUUUAUUGAAAAUCCUGCAUUUACAUAAUCUCUCCUUUAUGGAAGGACGACUCGAACAAUAUUUCAAUCUCUUGCAAACUCCGUAUGCACAUAAUCUGUCUUUCAUGGAAGACCGAACAUAUUUCGAACAAUAUUUCAAUCUAUUGAAAAUUCUCCAUUUACAUAAUCUCUCCUUUAUGGAAGGACGAACUGGUUUUAUUUUAUUUGGACAAUAUUUCAACUUAUUAAUCAAUCUGCAUGCGCAUAAUCUGUCCCUUAUGGAAGGUCGAUUAUAUUCCGAACAAUAUUUCAAUCUCUUACAAACUCCGCAUGCGCAUAAUCUUUCCUUUAUGGAAGAACGAGCAUAUUUCGAACAAUAUUUCAAUCUAUUGAAAAUUCUCCAUUUACAUAAUCUCUCCUUUAUGGAAGGACGAACUGGUUUUAUUUUAUUUGGACAAUAUUUCGAUUUAUUAAUCAAUUUGCAUGCGCAUAAUCUGUCCUUUAUGGAAGGACGAACUGGUUUUAUUUUAUUUGGACAAUAUUUCAAUUUAUUAAUCAAUCUGCAUGCGCAUAAUCUUUCCUUUAUAGAAGGACGAGCAUAUUUCGAACAAUAUUUCAAUCUCUUGCAAAUUCCACAUUUACAUAAUCUCUCCUUUAUGGAAGGACGAACUGGUCUUAUUUUAUUUGGACAAUAUUUCACUUUAUUAAUCAAUCUGCAUGCGCAUAAUCUGUCCUUUAUGGAAGGACGGACGGGUUUUAUUUUAUUUGGACAAUAUUUCAAUUUAUUAAUCAAUCUGCAUGCGCAUAAUCUGUCCUUUAUAGAAGGACGAGCAUAUUUCGAACAAUAUUUGAAUCUCUUGCAAAUUCCACAUUUACAUAAUCUCUCCUUCAUGGAAGGCCGAUUAUAUUCCGAACAAUAUUUCAAUCUCUUGCAAACUCCGCAUGCGCAUAAUCUGUCCUUUAGAGAAGGACGAACAUAUUUCGAACAAUAUUUUAAUCUAUUGAAAAUUCUCCAAUUACAUAAUCUCUCCUUUAUGGAAGGUCGAACUGGUCUUAUUUUAUUUGGACAAUAUUUCAAUUUGUUAAUCAAUUUGCAUGCGCAUAAUCUGUCCUUAAUUGAAGGACGAACUGGUUUUAUUUUAUUUGGACAAUAUUUCAAUUUAUUAAUCAAUCUGCAUGCGCAUAAUCUGUCCUUUAUGGAAGGACGAACUGGUCUUAUUUUAUUUGGACAAUAUUUCAAUUUAUUAAUCAAUCUGCAUGCGCAUAAUCUGUCCUUUAUGGAAGGACGAACAUAUUUCGAACAAUAUUUAAAUUUCUUGCCAACUCCGUAUGCACAUAAUCUGUCCUUCAUGGAAGCCCGAACAUAUUUCGAACAAUAUUUUAAUCUAUUGAAAAUUCUCCAUGUACAUAAUCUCUCUUUUAUGGAAGGACGAACUGGUUUUAUUUUAUUUGGACAAUAUUUCGAUUUAUUAAUCAAUCUGCAUGCGCAUAAUCUGUCCUUUAUGGAAGGACGAACUGGUCUUAUUUUAUUUGGACAAUAUUUCAAUUUAUUAAUCAAUCUACAUGCGCAUAAUCUAUCCUUUAUGGAAGGUCGAACAUAUUUCGAACAAUAUUUGAAUCUCUUGCCAACUCCGUAUGCACAUAAUCUGUCCUUCAUGGAAGCCCGAACAUAUUUCGAGCAAUAUUUUAAUCUAUUGAAAAUUCUCCAUGUACAUAAUCUCUCUUUUAUGGAAGGACUAACUGGUUUUAUUUUAUUUGGACAAUAUUUCGAUUUAUUAAUCAAUCUGCAUGCGCAUAAUCUGUCCUUUAUGGAAGGACGAGCAUAUUUCGAACAAUAUUUCAACCUCUUGCAAACUCCACAUUUACAUAAUCUCUCCUUCAUAGAAGAACGAACAGAUUUCGAACAAUAUUUGAAUCUCUUGCAAACUCCGCAUGCACAUAUUCUGUCCUUCAUGGAGGAACGAACAUAUUUCGAACAAUACUUCAAUCUAUUGAAAAUUCUCCAUUUACAUAAUCUCUCCUUUAUGGAAGGACGAACUGGUUUUAUUUUAUUUGGACAAUAUUUCAAUUUAUUAAUCAAUCUGCAUGCGCAUAAUCUGUCCUUUAUGGAAGGACGAGCAUAUUUCGAACAAUAUUUCAAUCUCCUGCAAAUUCUCCAUUUACAUAAUCUCUCCUUUAUGGAAGGACGAACUGGUUUUAUUUUAUUUGGACAAUAUUUCAAUUUGUUAAUCAAUCUGCAUGCGCAUAAUCUCUCCUUUAUGGAAGGACCAACUGGUUUGAUUUUAGUUCUACAUGAACAUAAUAUGUCCAUUAUGGAACGCCGAGCAGGUUUUAUUUUGGGAUGAGCAGGUUUUAUUUUGGGACAAGCAGGUUUUAUUUUAGGACUAGUUUGAACAAGUUUCGCCACUUUAGUGGAACUAGUUCGAGGAAUAGUUUUAGAGGGAGAAGUUUGAUCAGUAGUUAUUUUCUGAGAACAAUAUUUCAUUCUGCAGAAAAUUCUGCAUUUACAUAAUCUUUCUGUUAUGGAUGGAGCAGAUUUAAAUUUCAAACAAUAUUUCAAUCUUUUGAAAAUUCUCCAUGUACAUAAUCUCUCCAUUAUGGAGGCCCUAGUAGUCGAAGCCUUACAUUUUCUAGUUUUCAAGUAGUGCUUUGUUUUCUGAACGGAUACUGUACAUAUGAUGGCCAAGAUAAGUAUACCCACAAUUAUAGCAGCAAUACGACGAUUU